AUGAUGCACAUACCUAUAGCUGCGGCCAUUGCCCGACAUCAGGUACCCAGACUUGCAUUUGCUCCAAAACGGAUUGGCUAUUCUCCAAUCCUCACGCGCACGCUUUCAGCCCCUGCGUCCCAGGUCCCACCCACGCCUCCUCCUCCCGCCUCUGAAUCAACAACCCAAGCUGCCCCUAUCGUGAUUGUCAAGCCUCUGUCUCGUUGGCGGCAAUUUCUUCAGACCCUAGGCCGCGUUACGCUACUUACAAUAGUAACUACCACUGGUGUGUUUAUCUAUAUAACACAAAAGGAUCGUCAUCCUGGCGAGCAGCACGAUUUUGAUCCUGAAAAGAAGACUAUUGUGGUUCUGGGUUCGGGAUGGGGCGCUACGAGCAUGCUCAAGUCCCUGGACACGGAAGACUACAAUGUCGUCGUGAUUUCUCCCAGGAACUACUUCCUCUUUACCCCCUUGCUCCCCUCGGUUGCAAUCGGUACCCUAGACUCGCGCAGUAUCAUCCAGCCGACGCGUUAUAUCACUCGACACAAGUCUCGACGUGUUUAUGUCUACGAGGCUGAAGCUCAAGAGGUCGACCCCAAGAACAAGACCGUUACAUUUGCCGACCUCUCACCAGUCAAGGGUGGCGUGAGUUCGACCACUAUCCCGUACGACUACUUGGUCUAUGCAGUUGGCGCAGAGACUCAGACUUUCGGAAUCCCGGGAGUUCGAGAAAAUGCCUGCUUCAUGAAAGAACUGCAUGAUGCCGAAAAGCUCAGGACUACCAUCAUGGAUUGUAUCGAGUCUGCUGCUUUUAAGGAUCAGAGUGAUGAAGAGAUUGACCGCUUGCUCCACUGCGUUGUCGUCGGCGGAGGUCCUACUGGCGUGGAGCUCAGUGGAGAGUUGCACGACUUUUUGAAGGAGGAUCUUGAGAACUGGUACCCUGACAUAGCACCUCGUCUGCGGAUCACUUUGAUCGAAGCGUUGCCGAACGUGUUGCCCACGUUCUCUCGGGAAUUGAUCAAAUAUACCGAAUCAACUUUCAAGGAGAACAAAAUUGACGUCAUGACCAAGACCAUGGUCAAGGAGAUCAAAGAAAAGUCUGUCCUUGUCCAAAAUGCCGCUGGAGAGCGAGUUGAGAUUCCGUUUGGUGCUAUCGUCUGGGCUGCUGGUAACGUCGGACGCCCAAUCACCCGCAAGCUGAUGGAGCACUUCCCCGAACACCAAACCAACAAACGUGGUAUUACCGUCGACGACUUUUUGCGCAUGAAGGGCGCUGAUGGUAUAUUUGCCGUUGGAGACUGCACAGCCACCUCUUAUGCACCCACCGCCCAAGUCGCCUCUCAAGAAGGCACUUAUCUUGCGCGCCUCUUUGGUCAGAUUGCCAAGAAAGACAAGCUCGAGAAGCGGUUGGCCGAGCUGCGCGCUGGACCCCACACCGACGAGACUGAGCGCCAGAUCGAGAGCGUCGUGAAGCAGAUUAACAAGGCGAGCAAGCUCAGGCCGUUCCAUUACUCGCACCAGGGUUCGUUGGCGUACAUCGGCAGCGAAAAGGCUAUCGCGGAUUUGCCCUUUUUGAACGGAAACUUUGCGAGCGGCGGUGUCGCAACAUACCUCUUCUGGCGCUCUGCCUAUCUCUCGAACUUGUUCUCGCUCCGGAACCGGUUCUUGGUCAUCAACGAUUGGUUAAAGGUCAAAAUCUUUGGACGUGACGUGAGUCGAGAGUAA
Messenger RNA from Rhizoctonia solani, 1704 nucleotides. RefSeq names its product NADH dehydrogenase. Gene Ontology annotation, molecular function: NADH dehydrogenase activity. Bases 1 to 1704 code for a protein of 567 amino acids. The transcript is spliced from 11 exons. The record is from RefSeq and is a predicted model, not a curated record. NCBI's taxonomy places the organism in Eukaryota, Fungi, Basidiomycota, Agaricomycetes, Cantharellales, Ceratobasidiaceae.